CUCGAAUUCGAGCUUUCGCGCCGUGAAGUUGUGGCCUGCGCAUCGCAGUUGUUGGAGGCGACAGAAUAAUUGGCUUAGCAGCGAUUCGAAAUUCGUGGUGCAAAGUGAAUUCCGGUAAAGGACUCGCCAAGUGCCGCUCAAGUGCCGUUACAACCAAGAAAAAUAUUGGGACACCCAAAAGAAACUCCAACUCAAGUUGAGGAAAAGCUGGAGUUAGAGUCAGAGUUGAACUGAACUGCCAAUGAAAAGACUGAACAAACCGAGGACCAAAGCAGGGGAAGAUGCGCUAGAAGGAAGAGUAGCUGCUGCCUUGCGAUAAGGAAAUAGCAACAUAAGCAUCCACAUCCACAUCAAUAUAAACAUAAACCAAACCAUCAACAGACGAAGCCGCAAUGUUUUUGCCUGUGAAAUCGAAUCACUCGGGAGAGGCGAGUGGCAACAACGAGGAUGUCACCACCACCAGCAACAAUUCCACACAAACGCCCAGCGAUCUGAGCCCACCGGGACCCAACGAGGAGGUCUUGCCCCAGGCGCAUCAUCAGAAUCCAGGACAUUGCAUUGCCUCCUUUGCGGCCAUCAACCAGAUGAGAACUAAUGCCCAGCUCUGCGACGUUCGUCUGGAGGUGGGCGGCGACACCAUCAAUGCCCAUCGAGUGGUGCUGGCCUCUGUCUCGCCCUAUUUCUAUGCGAUGUUCAACGAUGACAUGCUCGAACGCACUCAGGGCCUGGUCCGGCUCCAUGACGUGGACAGCACCGCUCUGCGCCAGCUGAUCGACUACACCUACACCGGAGAGAUCACAAUCACCGAGCAGAACGUGCAGGUGCUGCUGCCCGCCUCGGGACUGCUGCAGAUGCAUUCGGUACGCGACGCGUGCUGCAAGUUUCUGCUGCGACAGCUGCAUCCCUCAAAUUGUCUGGGGAUCCGCAGCUUUGCGGAUGCCCACUCGUGCAAGGAGCUGCACACCCGAUCCCACAAGUAUGCGCUGCAGAACUUCCAGCAGGUGGUAGGUACAGAGGAAUUCCUGCUGCUGCCCUUCGAGGAGGUCAGGGAGCUGAUAUCGAACAGCCAGCUGAACAUCAGCUCCGAAGAGAAGGUCUUCAUGGCGGUGGUCAACUGGGUCAAGCACGAUCUGGCCACGCGGCGGCUGCACACGUCAGAGCUGAUGUCCCACGUGCGCCUGCCCCUCGUCAGCCGCGACUUCCUCAUGAGCUGUGUGGAGGCGGAGACCCUGAUGCGCGACGACUCCGAGUGCAAGGAGCUGCUGCUGGAGGCCAUGAAGUACCAUCUUUUGCCGGAGCAGCGCAGCGUGAUGGGCAGUCAGCGUACCCAGGAGCGGCGGCCAGAGGGCAUGAAGCCGUAUGUGUUCGCCGUCGGCGGGGGCAGCCUCUUCGCCAUCCACAACGAGUGCGAGGUGUACAAUCCGAGGAGCAACACCUGGAGUCCGGUGGCCCCCAUGCUGUGGCGUCGCUCCCGAUCCGGGGUCACGUCGCUGCACAAGCAGCUCUACGUGGUCGGCGGUUACGACGGGGUCAGCGAUCUGGCCACGGCCGAGAGCUACAAUCCGCUGACCAACAAGUGGAGCAACAUCACCCCGAUGGGCACUAAGAGAAGCUGCCUGGGCAUCUGCUCCUACGACGCCCUCAUCUACGUGUGCGGCGGCUACGACGGUGCCUCCUGCCUCAGCAGCAUGGAACGCUAUGAUCCGCUCACCGGCAUCUGGAGCUCCUGUCCGGCCAUGAGCACGCGCCGUCGCUACUGCCGCCUGGCAGUGCUGGAGAACUGCAUCUACAGCCUGGGCGGGUUCGACUCCACCAACUAUCAGUCGAGUGUCGAACGCUUUGAUCCGCGCGUGGGCCGCUGGCAGCCUGUUCCCAGCAUGACCGCACGUCGCAGCAGCUGUGGAGUGGCCUCCACCGAUGGCCACCUGUACUGCAUUGGCGGAAACGAUGGGACCAUGUGCAUGUCCAGCGGCGAGCGGUACAAUCUAAGGCGUAACACUUGGGAGCCUAUUGCAGCCAUGCAUUCGCGCAGAUCAACUCACGAAGUGGUCGAGGUGGAGGGCGCCUUGUUCGCCCUGGGCGGCAAUGAUGGCAGCUCCUCGCUGAAUUCCGUGGAACGCUAUGACCCGCGUCUCAACAAGUGGAGCGUGGUCAAUGCCAUGGUGGCCCGACGCAGUUCCGUGGGCGCUGCUGUGCUAGAGUGCUUUCAUCUGGAGCGAGGACUGGUGCAGACGACGAACUUAUGACCCUUGGCCAGCAUCAGCGAGUCCUUUGCCGCUGCGUCAGCGAGCGCCGCUAGCAACACCAACGGAACGGCAGCAGUAGCAGCAUCAGUAACCGGAGGCACUCUGACCGUUCCCAGUCGCGCGGAGGCGGCUGCCUUCACGGCCAACAUUGCAUUGAGCAGCUCGGCGCCCUCAGCUAGUUCCACAUUGCGCCGCCACCGUCGCGAUACGCCCGGCCUGGCCGAGACCAGGAGAACCAACAGCAAUGCCAGCAGCAGCAGUGGAAGUGGCAGCGGCAGUGAGAGUGGCAGCAGUGCCACCAGCGGGACAGGAGCAGGAGUAGGAGUAAAGCCACCGGCGACAGCCUGAUCCUGGUCUAUGUCGCGUCGUUUCUAAGCCAACUACAAAACACUUACAUACAAAGCUAACCCCACGCCUAAUGCAGGAAUUUGAUUGAUUGUUCAGUUCGUUAUAAAUUAUAGAUAUAUAUAUAGGAAUAGACACUCGCAUAAGUGCGACUAUUCAUCAUGACGGAGAUGCGUGCAGCCACCACCGAGGACCGGCCCCUGGCGGUUGUUCGAUUGCUCAACAUGGACGGACUACAGUAUGAAUGCAAAACGGGAUUCCCCUUACACAUGCCACACAUAGGAAAACAGAGCUACAACCACAUAUUUCUAGUCAAGAUCUCUCACAUUAGACACGCCCACACACCCUACCACACAUCCACAUCACAUGGGAAUGCCGCAGGGGCCUGGAUUUCUGCUAGCAAGGACAUCAAACAACAAACAUGGAGAAGCAACCUAAUCUGCCUACAAUUUACAUACAUAAAUCUCUAUACACAUAAAUUAUAUACCAUAUACACUCUUAUGUACUAUUCUUAUGUAUUUUAUACACGCAAUUAUAAUGAUAAGUAAAUGUUUCGUAUUUGAAGACGGUCA
Messenger RNA from Drosophila miranda, 3163 nucleotides. Its product is annotated as kelch-like protein 17. The coding region runs from base 393 to 2246 and encodes 617 amino acids. The transcript is spliced from 6 exons. Lineage: Eukaryota; Metazoa; Arthropoda; Insecta; Diptera; Drosophilidae. Gene Ontology annotation, molecular function: protein binding. The record is from RefSeq and is a predicted model, not a curated record.